This is a messenger RNA of Cryphonectria parasitica EP155, 9792 nucleotides long. RefSeq lists its product as uncharacterized. Bases 1 to 9792 code for a protein of 3263 amino acids. Gene Ontology annotation, cellular component: membrane. Gene Ontology annotation, biological process: fermentation. The record is from RefSeq and is a predicted model, not a curated record. The transcript has 2 exons. Lineage: Eukaryota; Fungi; Ascomycota; Sordariomycetes; Diaporthales; Cryphonectriaceae.
AUGGACCCAAGCAUGACCGAAAAGAGUCCCUACGCGAACUCCGGGUUCAGCGGCAUAUUCCUCGGCUACUGCAUCGUCGCCCUCGUCCUAUCCGUCUUCUUCCUCGCCUACUUCAACAGAGUGUUCGCAUCUCUGAUUUCACUGGCUAUCCGAACAUACACCUGGAGAGCGUACGGAAUUUAUCUCGACAUACAGGCACUGCAAAUUUCCCUGCUCGGCGGGCGAGUCUUCUUCACCCGGCUACGGUACCAUGGCAACAAUGAAACCAUACUCAUUCAGAAAGGCUACAUUACCUGGUCGUACUGGCAAUGGAGGGUACGGGAUGUCGGCAUCGUAAAUGAAAAGGACGCUGCCAAGGCGCAGGCAGAUGGCAAGGACAACAGGAAGGCGAAGCUCCCCUGCCGGGUCAAUGUCGUCGUAUCAGGCCUCGAGUGGUUUGUCUACAAUCGCAGUGCGGCUUAUGACUCUGUCCUCGAGGGCAUGGUCAGUGAUGCAACAGACACGGCACCCGCUGCUGAUGACCAUGGUGAGAAUGACAGCCAUGCCAAAUUGAGAAGGCGUAAUGCAAAGAUGACGACGAAGGAGGCUCUGGCUGAUAGUGCAAUGCGCAAUCCGGCCUCAGCCCACGGGCCUCCUGGUGCAGAUAGCAGCGAUAUCGGGUCCACGAAGCAGCACCCGACUUGGCAGAGUACUGUGCUCGAAGGAAAUGGUGCGACUCAGUCUGAAAACCGCUCUUCAGAGGAGGAGCUCCCCUUAUUGCUGCAGUUCUUUCCGAUUCACCUGCAGUGCACCAAAGCUGCCUUGGUAAUGGGCAACGAGAACACCAAGUCUAUCAUGAUCGUCAAAGCUAAGGGCUUGACUGGCGAAAUUGAUGCCGUGGCUACAGAAACGCCUGAUCCAUAUCGGCAGCUGUACAAGAUCAAGUUGGACUCUCCUGUCAUCGAGAUGAGAGACAAUGAGGAUUACAGAGAGGACCAAGUUGAAAGAGCACUGCGAGAGAGACAAGCAGCCCAGGAUUCCGAGCCACUGCCACGACGCUCUUUUUUCCGCAGAUAUCGCCGCAAGGCGUUGAAUCAAUUGCGAGAUCUGGUACCCUUCUGGAGGUCCUCCGUUGAAUCCUUCUCUUUGGGUGAUAGGACACCUAUCGCAACUUCAGAUCGACAACGGCCGGGAUCUGACCACUGGCAAGGGCUCACAAGGUAUCUGGACGACCUUGAGAAGAAUGAGCACCUGCGUUGGGCCUCUGUUGAGUACGCAGCCGAAAACACGGUGUUGGAUACUCCAGAGGCUACUAUCACAAUCUAUUGGGAUACACCUAGCCUGGUGGCGCCUCGGCGAUCGAACACUUUCGAGAGCGCAGUCGAGGGUGAUCGAGCGGGGAACAAAAUCAAUGGGGACCAACCACCGGCCUGGGGAAUCAACAUAUCGAUCAAGGGAGGUUCUGUGAACUAUGGACCGUGGGCGGACCGUCAUCGAGCAGAACUCCAGCGCGUCUUCUUUCCUGGGCUCUGCAAGGACUCGCAACCGGCGAAACCCCUUCCCACUGGAGCCAGUCGGGUGCCUACUCAGUUCCAGCUGUAUGUGGAACUCGACGAUGAGGUGACACUGCGAGUACCAAUCAGAGAAGAAUCCAAAAAUUGGAGAUUCAGAGGCAAAGAACCUCCUUACAAGACCGAGAAACCACAUGACAAUCGAAGGACUAAGAAUCGCUCGAAGCAGAAAGAUCAGGCCGCUUCAGGUGCUUCCGAACGCCAAUACGGAUGGCUCGACGUCAAGAUCGCGGCAAAUGCUACAAUUUCCUACCACAUGGAUAUGUUUGCAGGUCCUAAUGGGUUUUCGAGCUCUCUCGAUCUCGACUUUCCCAAGACGGAAAUAUCAAGCAGCAUAAAUCAUGAACUUUUGUGGCAAUCUGGCAAGCAGCGCAUCUCGUGUGAGAUGCCCACUCCUUUGAAGUGGAAUGCCCUACGUCAGUGGAGGUUUGACAUAGAUACCGAGGCACUCGAUCUAUUCAUACUCAGAGACCAUGUCUUCCUGCUCACGGACCUUGUGAAUGAUUGGUCAAGUGGUCCGCCUGCUGAAUACCUCGUCUUCACGCCUUUCAAGUACUCCCUUGAUCUACACUUCCGGAAUCUAAAUCUCUACCUCAAUGUCAACGACGGCAACAUCAUCAACAAACCGACCGAUCUCGAAGACAAUACCUACAUCACUAUCAAGAGCCCUCUUCUGGAUGCAAGCACCUGCGUCGCGAUCGACAAAUACAGACCGCCCAAAAACAUGAUACCCUUUGAUGUAAAGGCCGAGGAGGCGUUCAUCGACCUCCACGUGCCGCCGUGGAACACCCAAGGCAGCUUCCUCAAGUCCAUGUCGGUGGGACACCUGGAAAACCUGGCUGUGGAUGGUGAAUAUCACUACAACGCAAUCACCUCUGCAGCGACGACAGACACACUGGUACUCAACAUUAACGGACAGUCGCCAGUGGUCCACUUAUACGGUUUCGUGAUCAGAUACUUCCUCAAAAUGAAAGACAAUUAUUUCGGAGACGAUGUUCAUUUCAAGACACUUGACGAAUACCAGGACAUGUUGAGAUUGAAAAACACAGACCCCGAAGCCGAGCUACAAGCGAGACCACCUCCGAAGAAAUCCAACGAUAUGGAUGUUGUUCUCAGCGUGAGAGCAGACGACCCCAAGGUGUUUUUGCCUGCCAACCUCUACUCCGCGGAGCGAAAUGUUCAGAUCGAUGCGUCAAGUCUCACUAUAGAUCUUCGUUUCACGAACUAUUAUAUGGACUUGGACCUCGUUCUCAGCCCAGCACACCUAGCUCUAGGACGUGAUGAUACGGGAACUGCAACUCCUCUGAGUACAAGUGCCACGACUGAACUCUUCAUAGACGGUGUCAAUGUCUACGGCCAUCGCGUCUUCGGUUUGCCGCCUACCGAACCUACAUAUCUCUGCAACUGGGACAUCUCCGUCGGCGCGGUGACAGGAGAAUGCUCUGCUCAAUUUCUCAUGACGCUCAUGUCAGGUGGCAAGGCCUUCGGGUUCACCUUCGAUGACGAAGAGAAUGCACUCAUCCCUGCGUCUGCUAUCGUUCUCUACGAUGUCACAUUCCUUCGUGUAUUCGUGCAGAGUGUCAAGCUUUGGCUCCACGUCGAAGAGGCCGCGUUUCUCUUCUCAACCGGUUCCGUUGACGUCAAAUACAAUGACUGGGCAAGGUCUCAUUACUCCAAGAGGGCACACGUCAAAAUUCCAGAUAUGGCAUUAUCUUGCGUGAACGCAGAGUCUGUCUCGAAGCAUCGAGCACGGCCCAACGAUGCUGUUGAUCCGGAUCUGUUGGUUCGGACCAGUGUCCAUUUGGCAAUAGUGGGACGCAAGUUCGACUUUUCGAACCAGCGCAGACUACAGCAAGAACUGGUCAGACGUGAAGACCAACGGACUCUGCGGACUCCAUUUCUUGUCCUACCUGGUCUUCUCGGAGAACACGUCCCAGUCCCUGUCGAUCCACCAGCGCAGCCUGUACCACCAAUUCCUCAGCCAGUAUCUGCAGAAGCCAUGUCAGAUGACAAAGCCUCUUUUUCGACCGGCAGCACCUCGCGGCGCUCGAGGAGCCUCAACCAUAGAGCAUCCUUUCUAAGUUUAAGCAGCUCAAGCCAGAGCAGCGUUAAGGGACCGGCCUCUACUCGGCGCUCAUCUGCAUACUCAAGAACGCUAGAGAGCCGACAGCCUUUCUCCCCAGUGGACAAGCAUCAUACAGGGCCGCAAACCUAUCACCGGAGGGAGGCCUCAGGGUCGACUGAUCAUCGAUCGGCGUUUUAUAGUGCCUAUGGGGACUUCGGUGAUGGUAGGGAUCCGGUUCACAAUACUGUUGCGUUUUCUAGCCAGUAUUUCGCGCCUUACUUUCCGCUCGAGACAGUCCAACCAGAUACAGCAGAAACUCUUGUUCCCAGCAUCGAAGUCGACCAAGAUAGUGAUUCAACUAGCACCAGAUUUGAUCUGGACGACAUCGAUCCAAGUGCAUUGAAAGAAGACAGAGCCUAUUCCAGCAUCUUAGUUGAAUUUCCGACAGGUCUCACCGGCUUCGUGAACCCAGCUGCUGCGAGACACGUUGCAUCGUUGAUGUCGGCACUACAGCUUUCUGAGCCAGAGGAUGUGCUCGAUGCUGUACAAAUCGAAGCGAUGACAGACAUAUUUGGGAAGCAGAAAAAGCGGACGAUGAAUGGAUCCAUCACCGACCUUCAUCUGCGGAUUCCUCGAGCUAACCUACGCGUCCUGAACUCAUCUCAGCUGGACUCUUCAGAGCCACCCGAGGAAGAGCAAGACCAGUAUGAUUUUCAUAUAGGCGAGCUGGCUCUUACGACGAGGACGGAGACAACAUGGGCCGAUCCCUUCGAUGCCAGGAGUCUCCGUACUAGACACUCUUUCCACUCCAAACUGGGUUUAUUAGCCAUUUCGGCUGCAGAACGGCUGGCUGCCCGACUCGACGCCCACGCAGCUGUGAAAGCGCAGGUUGAGAAUGUCAUGGUGUCCAUGGGCUCUAAAGACGUCACCUAUGUCGAUGGCGACUUUGGAGUCAUCAACUGCAGCCUGUCAUCCGAGAAGAUCGAGUAUCUUGCAUCGCUUGUCCACAGGACAACAACGCUGGCCUCCGAGCUUGGAAAAAUAUUCUCGCCCGCCAUGUCCAGGGAGGACAAGCUCAAAAAGUUUCUUAUACACCGACUUGUUGCCGAGCGCCACAAUGCUAUAGACCCGGCAUUCCUAAUCAGGCCAUCGGCGGUCCUGCGAUCAGUGAAUGACCAUCUACGAACAUAUGAUUCGUGGAAGCUCAUCAGCCGGCUUCGACAGAUCUGGACGACGUUAGAUACUGCCAGGCGCGCUACCCUUCGACUUGACUGUCUCGGGUCAGCAUUCGAUAUUCCCAGCGACGUCCGUCAGCAAGUCGUCAGUGGCUUCCAAUCUUGGAGGAGCUGGGAUGUUGGCGACAUGGACGAUACGGAGCUCAUACAACAUGUCUUUGGCAAAAUUCCAAAGGAUGAAUCCGACUCUACGGGAUCGAGCUUGCCCCUUCUCGCUGUGAUGCGUCUUCGCGAUGUUCGCCUUGUCCUUGAUCCUGGUCCAAGACAGAACGAGAUCAUGUUCUCCGACAUCACUACCAGAUUCCAGGAUAACGGGUCGUCCAGUACAGAGAGCGACCCAGAUGUUGAGAACAACAACACAGCGGGUGCUGCCUCAGUCAUGGUGCUUAAUGUGUACUGUGGAGAAGCCGCCGUGAGACUGAACUGGGAUCUCCUCGAGCUCGUCGAUGAUGUCCUCAGACUCUACAACAGGUUUCAGGACGAUGAGCAUCAGCAGUCCGAGGGCUCUCAUGAAGGCCAUUCCUUCAAACCCGGCAAAGCGAUUCACAUUGCCGUUGCUGUCAGCCGUGGAGAAAUUGAUUUUGAUGCUAUCAAUCUGAAUGCUGCCUCCCUUGCGAGUGGCAUGAAGGCAUCUUUGCUCGUCAGGAAUGGCCCAAGCGGCAGUCAAGAUAUGGAUUUUGUUCUGGGCUGCAACGCGGUGACCUCACUGAUCCGGAGCCACGGCCAACUUCUCGGAGUGUUUCAACUUCGUGAUCCCGCGGUCAUCGCGUCCCACACGCUUCAGGCCACGGAAACAAUCGACCGGCAUACCAUCAAAGCAUCUGCAAGCAGCAAGCAGCUCACGUUUGCAGUCGAACAGGAUCCCACUGGUCUUCUGGAAGUUCUUGAUCUCCUAGUCAAAGAUGAGGCAGCACGGUUUAAUCGGUUGCUGGCGCAAUUGCCUUCUUCGCCUCGACCAAAACGAUCAGGAAGGAAAAUUCGGGAUCGACUGUCCUCCUUCCGAGUCAAUGUGGCAAUGUUCCUCGACGAGUACCACGUCAGCAUCCCACUUCUGCAAUCUCUCACAUAUCGCAUGGCUGGUGUUGUUGCCCGCGUUGCGAUGGCUGCGAACUUCGGCAAAGAAUUGAUCAUCGAUUUUGACAUCAAGGAGAACUCUCAUGAAGUUCAAGCCCGGGUCAACAACCACUUGCGGUCUCUGUCGUUGCUGCAAAUCCCACCGCUGAACGGCAGAGUAAAGUACCGCGUGGGUGAGAGUGAACACUCGAUGUCCACUGUCGCAUCAGUCGAGCUCAUCAAUCUGGAUGCAUCAUCGGUCUACAGUCUUCUCAGUGCUUUGAAUCGCCCGGAAAUGUCCAACGCGAUCAAUGAUAUCCAAGAGCAAGUGAAGAUGAUUCAGGGCCACAUGCGUGAAACUUUCAACACCGGUAGCCGGCCGGCGACUGUUGUGCAGGACACGCCAUCAGAGCAGAAAACGAAAUCACCUAUUGUCUACGUGGUCCAUGUGACUUUCGAGGGAUUGAAGAUCUUUGGCAACUCGCCGCUCAAGUCUGAAGUCGAGCCUCUGGCACACAUUUUGUUCGGCCUGGGUCGCAUCCACUUGAGAAUGACAAACCGUCCAGAGCCAGCGAGGCCGAUUCUGAGUAACCCAGAGAUCUACAUUGAUUUACAGGGGGUUGAGUGGAAGAUUGCCAGGGGGGUUGAAGGCAACUUCCGCACUUGCGGCAGCGUAGCCUUCAGCGCUCUCAUCACGGCAACAGCGCACUUGGCCGAAGACGGCUCAGAGCAGAGACAUUUCAACAUUACCACUGAUGGUUUUGACGUGACACUUUCACCUGAGACUAUAUCAACGUCUGUGGAUGUAGCUGGCUACAUGAAUGACAAGAUCAAGGACCUUGAUACUUCUCGUGAGCUCGAACUGCUGCGGAAGUUGAGACAGACAAAGCCGAAGAUCACGUUGAACGAUGAACAGGAGGAAGAGGAUGACUCGGACUUCUUCGACUCUUUUCUUUCGUCGGCCAGAUACAACUUCGAGAUCCGUAGGAUGCAGAUCGCUUGGCUUGUUCUUACGGACGCGCAAGAGCCAUCAUCCCAAGGAAAAGAAGAUCUGGUGUUUAGCUGGGACAGGAUCCAGUUCGGGACCCGCACCAAAAACUCAGCCAGGCUGUCCGUUGAAAAUCUCCAGGUGCAGACGGUUCCUACCGACCAAGACAAGAACGUGCGCCCGGCCAACUCUGCUUUGAUGCCGGAGAUUGUUUUCAAUGUAGCUUAUGUGUCCACGGCAAGCACUCGCCGGAUGGCAUUCCAAGCCGUCGGAAAGUCUCUGGAUCUGCGCCUAACCUCAGGCUUCGUCAUCCCCGUGGCACAUAUCGUCGACUCGAUCAAGCUGUCCGUCGACAAGGCCAGGCAAGCGACUCAGCACUGGGCGCCUCCAAGAAGGACCGGCCAGCAAGUUGAAGCCCCGACGCAAAAGGCUGCUCAACCACGCCGUACGCUUUUGGGCAACAAACCAAUGGAGUCACUCCUCCUGGAUGCGGACUUCGCUGGAGCCAAAGUAUACUUGAUUGCGAAGAAAGACACCGACGACCCAUCGCAAUCAUCUCGAGCUGGACUUGCUGGGAAAUAUGGGCAGUUCACGACCGAUAGCAGUGGAAAGGGGACCGUGAUGAAGUCUCCUGGUGUCGCGGUUAAAAUUGAGUACAGGGAUUCGGGCAAAGAGGAUCCAUCGCUCUACGGCGAACUCAUGAUUGAUGCUUCUGACAACACCCUUAACCCGUCGUUCGUGCCACUAGUGAUGGACCUCACUUCGAGCGUCAAGGAGAUCGUUGGCAAUAGCGAUUCCGAGGAGAAGGCCGAAACACCAGCAGUCCUCGUUACACCCAAGCCUGCCCAGGAGGACUACCUUCUUGAUCCGAAUGCUGUCAUUGGGCGACUAAAACUGAAUCUUGGUCUGCGCAUCUGCAAGCAGGUCUUCACGCUCAGCUGUCAACCGAUCGCGCGAGUCGAAGCCACAGCCUCCUUUGAUGACGUGUAUGUGACCAUUAACACUGUGGCUUCUGCCGAUCAAGGCAAAUUCUUUGCUGUCUCUGGAGCGAUCACCAAUCUGCAUGCUUCCGUUCGGCAUGUGUACUCUCGAGAAGAGACGGGCCAUUUCAAAGUGGACUCCAUCGUUCUGUCACUCAUGAACAGCAAGCAUGUGAGUGGCGUCAGCGGCUUGUCCGCGAUUCUGAAAUUUAGCCCCAUGGGCGUGUCGGUGAACACGAAACAGCUGCAAGACUUUUUACUGUUCAGAGAGAUCUGGUUGCCGAGAGACGUUCGCCAAAGCACGUCAACAAGCCCGGUGGCCAAGCUACAGACGGAAACCUCCCAGGGCCACCUCGUACAGAGAUAUCAGCAAGUGGCGGCGACUGCAGCUUUUCCCUGGACAGCCACGGUAUCGAUGGCAGCGCUCGAGAUUAGUGUCGAUCUUGGCCAAGCCAUCGGCAAGUCCAAGUUUGCGAUCGAGGAGUUCUGGAUAUCCUCCAAGAAAACCACAGACUGGGAACAGAAUCUUUGUAUGGGAUUCCAGAGAAUUGGGGUUGAAAGUCAAGGGCGUAUGGGCGGAUUUGUGGCUCUGCAGGAUUUCCAGCUGCGAACUUCGAUCGAGUGGCCAGAGAGACAACAAGCCCUGGUGGAGACCCCUAUGAUCCAGGCGUCGGUCACGUUCAGCCAUUUUCGCGUCAAGGCUGCCUUCGACUACCAGGCCUUCCUCGUCGCCGACAUCACGUCCCUGGACUUCCUCAUGUACAACGUUCGACGCUCACAGGAUGAGUCAGGUGACCGGCUUGUAGCGACUCUUAAUGGUGAGGCUGUGCAAGUCUUUGGAACCACGACAUCUGCUGCCCAGGCUGUCGCCCUGUAUCAAGCUCUCAAGAAACUUGUGGCAGAGCGACAGGCCAGCUUCGAGACCUCGCUCAGAGAGAUCGAGAAGUUCAUGAGGCGGGGCUCCGUCACAUCAGCCACUGCUAUCGUUCAGAAACCGUCCAUUCCAAAAGCCAGAGACGAUGAGGUCUUGGCAAGGGCGCCCAUCUCUCUAGAUACCGAUGUCGUGGUGACACUCAAGGCACUCAACCUAGGCAUCUUCCCAACCACCUUCUCGGAUCACCAGGUGUUCAAGGCGGAAGCAAUGAAUGCUCAAGCGCGCUUCGCAGCCUCUCUGGAUGACCACCGGAUCCACAGCAUUCUAGGCCUCACCCUCGGGCAGCUACGCAUCGGCCUCGCAGGCGUGAGGUCUGCUGGUGCGCCCAAGGCCCUCAGCGAGCUCUCGGUCGAGGACGUGGUAGAGUCUGCGACCGGGUCCCGCGGCGGGACCAUCCUCAAGGUGCCCAAGGUCGAGGCCAUCAUGCAGACGUGGCAGACCCCAGAAUCCCCACAGAUUGAUUACAUCUUCAAAUCAGCCUUCGAGGGCAAAGUGGAAGUUGGGUGGAACUACAGCCGUAUAUCGUUCAUCCGGGGCAUGUGGGCAAACCAUAGCCGAUCAUUGGCACAGACCUAUGGAAGAGAGGUUGCGCUGACCAGCGCGAUCAAGGUCACUGGUGUGCUCCCAGAGCCAGCUCCAUCAUCGUCUAUGGGGUCACAACAGAAGGAGGAGGAAGAGAGGAAGAAGAAAAAGAAGGAAGAAAGCCAGCCGCCGAAGGAGAGGAACGGGAAGAAGGAGGAGCAACAGGGCAAGAUCACAGCCGAGGUGGAGCUCCCACAAUCCAAGUACGAGUAUCAUGCCCUGGAGCCACCGAUUAUCGAGACGCCACAGCUGCGCGACAUGGGCGAGGCGACGCCGCCUCUCGAGUGGAUCGGAUUGCACAGAGAAAGACUGCCAAACUUGACGCAUCAAAUUGUGAUUGUCAGCCUGCUGGAGCUAGCGGGCGAGGUUGAGGAUGCGUAUAGUCGCAUCUUGGGAAGUUCGUAA